AUGGCAGAUGGACCACAACCUGACAACCUUACGGACGCGAGUGAACCCCGGGAAGCUUCCACAAAGACCCCCUCGCCUUUCCCACCGCCUGCACCCUCCUACUCAAGAUGGCGCACUUCCGCCCAUCUCUACCUCCCGCUCGUCACCGUCUUCCUCCUUAUGAGCCUGGGCACGCCGUUCGAGACUCCAGGGGCCAAUUUCCUCUGCGUCUUCCUGUCCGCGAUCCCAACGAAUUGGCUCGGCGCCUUCUUCUACCCCACCGACCGCGCCGAGCCAAAACCUGAACAAGCCAUCCGCUUCACGCGCAAAAGCAAUAUUUGUCGUGCGGCGGUACUUGUCACAUAUCGUUGGAUGUUCGGCAGGUCUUUUGACCUGUUCAUGCUCACCGCCGACUUCUUCUUGAGCCAUUUUAUCGGUCCCCUUAUCGGCGAGCGGCCUCCAGGGACCAAGGAGCGACGCAGCGAGUUUGGCGUCGCGUUACUCUGGAUGGCAGGAAGUGGGAUGUUGAUGCAAUACGCUCCAUCUGCGCUAAGCUAUUGGAUUAUCGUGGCAGACAGGACGGUAUGGAGGGCGGUGUACAUGGCGUUUGUCGAUGACGUGGUGGGCGUGCUGGCAAGACCGAACCUGAAGACGUGGAGGGGCAAGGUCACGCUGGUCCUGACUCAAGCAUUCACUAUCACGUUCAUCAGUUGGAUGCUGCUGUCAUGGACGAGAGACGCGAUGCUGGCAGCUGGAGUGGAUGACGAGCGCAAGGCUGCGCUUGCUGCAAUGGAAGCCCAGCUUAACUCCAUGAAAGCAGAAGGGGACAUUGAAGACGAUGGCGAUCGAUAUCUGGUGUAA
Ascochyta rabiei is the source of this 840-nucleotide messenger RNA. RefSeq lists its product as uncharacterized. The coding region runs from base 1 to 840 and encodes 279 amino acids. The record is from RefSeq and is a predicted model, not a curated record. NCBI's taxonomy places the organism in Eukaryota, Fungi, Ascomycota, Dothideomycetes, Pleosporales, Didymellaceae. The transcript has a single exon.